This is a messenger RNA of Daldinia vernicosa, 1675 nucleotides long. RefSeq lists its product as uncharacterized. The transcript has 3 exons. The record is from RefSeq and is a predicted model, not a curated record. The coding region runs from base 429 to 1412 and encodes 327 amino acids. Lineage: Eukaryota; Fungi; Ascomycota; Sordariomycetes; Xylariales; Hypoxylaceae.
ACAUGUUGCCGGUAUCGACAGCUGGGAUCAUCUGAUUCGAACCAAUGUUUAUGCAAUUUUCUUAUGCAUUUGCAGUGAAAGAAAGGCCCUCAAACUAGCCCAAGUAAACUUAAAAAAAGGUAUUGCAUACAUAUGCGUUAGUGGCUAAGCUGAGGCUUGUUAUUACCGCCUUCAAACUCAAGUUGCCUUCCGCUAUUGGGCGCCAGCCUUAUUUUCAAGACUUCAAACUCCGGUAUUCCCUCCCGUAGUUGGGCAUAAACAGCAUAUACACAAACAAUGCGACAGGGUUAACUAGGUAGCUAUCGUUUAAACUCACCCGGGUUUUCCCCAUCGUGGUACGGCAUGGUCGUCAUAGCCAAUUUUAAUUCUGGACUUUCUUUAAUCUCGCCUAUCCUAUCCCAUCUCUUGGCUCCCCUCACUCUUUUAUAAUGGCCGGGUGGGAGAGCCGCAAGAAGCUUCACGAGUGGAGAGUCAUGCAACAUCGAGGCCGUAAUAAAGUCCUAAAGGCCUCAAAGGAUCCUGUCGCGCGAGCCCGGCUCUGUGCCGAGAUCCCGUCCCCAACUUCCGCAGGACUCCACAUUUCAGAGUCGGAUCGAAUUUCGGCCUUGACGUCCCUUCCGGCAUUCCUCUUUAACGGCCCCGCAGUAGAUUCCGGACAAUCCCAGAUCACUAGUCCUAGUCAAGGGCGUCGAUCCUUCCUUAGCACUUUUCCAGCCGAAGUCCGGAACAUUAUAUACCACUACGUUAUCGGCUAUCCUACAUGUCGAAGUUUAUACGACUACUAUUACGACCAGAAGGAGAAGGCCAAAGCUAAGAUUGAGCUGCGACCACGCUCUGCUAACACCAAAGUAUCGCGCCACUCCAAGAUCAUUCUUCGGACGCCUAGUAUCUUCCUUCUCUGCAAGCAGAUAACGAGAGAAGCACUCAGUCUUCUAUGUCUCCAGCCCUUUGUCAUCGACCGUAUCCCGCCCUGGAUCAUGGGUAACCCAUCACCCCUUUCCAUAAUCAACUUCAUUGGCAGGGCAACAUUGCAAAACCUUCGAUUCGUCCAAAUCAAAAUCUCGCUCGGCGAUGGUACCGAGUUCGGAAGCGGGAAGGUUUGGCUCAGGCUACUGAACGAAAUACUGGAUGCCUGGUCAGAACGCAACUCCUUGGUUCGAUUAGAAGUCAUGUUCAAGCUCUCACAUGUUACGAGACCUAACAUGUGGUUCUACGAACUGGACGAUUACGAAAGUCUUGUGAACAAGCUUAAUUACUUCGAGUUCAGAUACGGCUCAAAACCAGGCUUGAUCCGAUGGGAACAUUGGGUCAUAGACUUCGACUAUGCUUAUCGGGUUGGGCAUAGAAAUCCCUUGGUUCGAGUACAUCCUGACCCAUACAUAUGGCAAGGGAGCGUUAUCGAAUGGCUCUGAGCAAGCAUCAGACGCCUAAAAUUACGGCUAUAUCGCCCAUAAUGAGGUCCCUCAAUAUCGAGAGGAAUACGAACGUCACGAAACGGGGUCAAGGCAAGAACCAAUGGAUUUACAGACACAUCAGCACAACCAUACGGCGUUUGGAAGGCAUAUACCCAGGUUAUGAUUUGGUUUUUUACGGCGAGUUUUUCUUUUCUCCAAAAUAAUAUUAUAAUUUUAUCGAUGAGAUCUCAUAAUUACGAAUGAUUUACUUUACACUACGC